This is a messenger RNA of Brettanomyces bruxellensis, 1608 nucleotides long. RefSeq lists its product as uncharacterized. Bases 1 to 1608 code for a protein of 535 amino acids. Gene Ontology annotation, cellular component: nucleus; cytoplasm. The transcript has a single exon. Gene Ontology annotation, molecular function: RNA polymerase II cis-regulatory region sequence-specific DNA binding. The record is from RefSeq and is a predicted model, not a curated record. NCBI's taxonomy places the organism in Eukaryota, Fungi, Ascomycota, Pichiomycetes, Pichiales, Pichiaceae.
AUGAGUGGUGGGAUCCCUUCAGAAAGCCAAACGACGUUUCGGAUGGCCACGCGGAUGAAUGGGGCGUCGUUUCCAGGCUCAGGAUUUAGCACUAAUGGGCAACGUGACGCGGAAGAAUCCAGCCAGCAGCAGCAGCAAUUUGUGUUUAAAAGUGUCCCCCUUGAGGGACAGCCCAAGAAGGCAAAAAAAGAACCCGAUGAGAAAAAAAAUCGGCAGCGGGUUAGACGCCGGACAAAAAAUAGUGGCAAGGAUGGGCCCCGGCCGUACAAGUGCCCGUUUUGCGAUAAGGCGUUCCACCGGUUGGAGCAUCAGACGCGGCAUAUUCGGACGCACACGGGGGAAAAACCACACCAGUGUAAUUUUCCGGGAUGCUUCAAGAGAUUUUCGCGGUCCGACGAGCUAACGCGUCACCUGCGCAUCCACACAAACCCGAACUCGCGCCGGCGUAAUGCAGCUGCCGUGCAUAAGUCCAGUUCGACGACGCGGUUGCCGCGCCGGUCCAACUUGCAGAAGCGCCGCGCCAAGAGCUCGCUGGCGCUCAGUGAGACGCUGCAGCGCCAGCAGCCCCAGCCGCAACAGGCGCAUCCGCAGCAACCGCAUGUGCAACAACCCCAGCCGCUGGCACAGAGCAACACCUUCAAAUCCGACAGUGAGGAGGAUGAAGGUGUUGUCAUCAAGGCGCACACUGUUUUGGGAAAGGUUGUCGGCGAAAAACGUCGCUCACCCAGCGCGCAAAGUGCGCAGGGUGCGCAGGGUGCGCAAUGUGCGCAAGGUACGCGUCAGGGCGCUUCGCUCGUAAACAUGGAUGCGCUCGCCAGCGCCGCAUCACAGGAACUAGAAAAUAUACAGGAGCGCCAGCAGGCGCGGCAGGCGGCCGCUGCGCUAGUAUCGGGCGGUGCUGCGGACCCGUACCGCGACCAGGAUAUCCAGUAUGUGAAGUCGUUGCCGUCGCUCUCGCAGUAUUUUGGCGCAUCGUCACCGCGCGCCAGGUCGCCGCAGAGCGCAGGCGGAUUACCGCCCUUGCGGUUUACCGCAAAGUCGCCGCGACCGCUGCUCUCGUCCUUGGCGUCCCUCUCCAGAAUGACGCCGCUCACGGAGGAAUCCAGCGAUUCGUUGUCGUUCGUUGAUACGCGCCUUGCGCAGGUGCGCAAUGCGUUCUCGAGCGGCGGCUCCAGCACCAGCCUUAGCGCAGAUCUAGGCGCCCAGUUUAUUCCUCCGAUAUCCCUACCGAGAUCAUCAAAUUCGCUGGUAAAUAUUCGGGGAGAAGGCUCGCUGGAGCCGUGUGUGCCAUCCGGGCACCAGCACCUGCAGGAAUAUGGCCAAAGCGCAGACUUAACACCAUUGCAAACGCCUAAAAUGUCCCCGAAACUUAGUCCCGUCAGCUCGAAUCCUCUACCUACGGUUUCGUUCCUGACCGGCGGCAAGGACGCUGGAGGGCAGGGUGAUGGCGCUAUGGUGCAGGGCAGUGGCGCUGCAGCGGGCGGCGGGCUCCGGCUACCGCGCUCACCCUCCUCUUCCGCGCAACUCCCUUCGCUUCGCUCGUUGAACUUGAAUCUCCCCAAGGCUCUCGAUAUGACCACUCUAAACCGCCAAGUUUCCAACGAUUAG